AUGGCUGAAAAUGGUGAAUUUAAUGAAAAUCUAAUAGUAGCGAUUCCAGUAACAAUAACUUCAGCACUAAUAACUCCAACAAUGAUGACCUUCAACAACAGCAUAUUACCUAAAAAGAAAG
Molecule: messenger RNA, 121 nt
Organism: Scutellospora calospora
Lineage: Eukaryota; Fungi; Glomeromycota; Glomeromycetes; Diversisporales; Gigasporaceae
Source: the annotation of a GenBank genome assembly